AUGCCGCCGCUCCUCACCUUCUCCUCGCCGGCGCAGUCGCUCCCAGUCCCAGCGCCGUCCAGGGCCUGGUUGAGGGUCGCUGCUUCCGCCGUCGUUGGUGCCACCGGCCAAGCCACCAACGACUUCCCGUCGUUCCUUCCCAGCGCGGUCGAGAGCAUCCGCGACGGUGCCGCCAUCCGCCUCGCCAAGCGAAUCCAGCGCGUGCCCGUCCAGACCGGCUUCUCCACGAGCCCGAUACUGAGCAGCUGCGUGAGGCCACUCAAUCAGCAGCAGAGCAGUGACCCGGUCCUGCUGCUCCAUGGCUUCGACAGUUCUUGUUUAGAGUGGAGGUACACCUACCCUUUGCUGGAGGAUGCUGGAUUGGAGGCUUGGGCUGUGGACGUUCUUGGAUGGGGCUUCUCUAAUUUAGAAACAAGGCCACCAUGUGAUACUGUGUCUAAGCGCGAGCAUCUUUACCAGUUCUGGAGAUCCUACAUCAAGAGGCCUAUGGCACUAGUUGGAUCUAGCCUGGGUGCUGCUGUUGCCAUUGAUUUUACAGUCAACUACCCAGAAGCGGUAUCAAAAUUAAUCUUCAUUGGUGCAAGUGUAUAUGCUGAGGGCACAAGAGAUAUGACCGGAGUGCCAAAAUUUGUUCCAUAUGCGGGGGUCUUUGUACUGAAGAGUCUUCCUCUGCGAAUGUUGGCUACACACUUGAUGUUUAAUAAAACUCCAGAUGAAUUCUUUGAUUGGGUCCAGAUUGGCCGUCUACACUGCCUACUUCCUUGGUGGGAAGAUGCUACUGUUAAUUUUAUGUUGACUGGGGGUUACAAUGUCGUAAAGCAAAUAAAGCAGGUAAAGCAAAAAUGCCUGGUCUUAUGGGGAGAGGAUGAUGGAAUAAUUAGCAACAAGCAAGCAUUCCGCUUACAGCAGGAACUACCGGGCGCAAUUUUAAGACAGGUAACGCAGUGCGGCCACAUUCCUCAUCUUGAGAAGCCAAGGGAAGCGGCAAAACAUAUUCUUGACUUCCUCCGAAGCAAUAACCCGGGGAUGGACAAGUGA
Triticum dicoccoides is the source of this 1038-nucleotide messenger RNA. Its product is annotated as 2-hydroxy-6-oxo-6-phenylhexa-2,4-dienoate hydrolase-like. The record is from RefSeq and is a predicted model, not a curated record. Gene Ontology annotation, molecular function: catalytic activity. The transcript has 11 exons. NCBI's taxonomy places the organism in Eukaryota, Viridiplantae, Streptophyta, Magnoliopsida, Poales, Poaceae. Bases 1 to 1038 code for a protein of 345 amino acids.